CAGCAUCACGCUUUUACUCAGUCGGGCUCGUGUCCAAAAGAGACUAAAAUUUAAUUAAUUUAUUUGGUUUUCUGUCUCCGGUCUUCGCCAAAUCUAUCUCCAGUCAUCCUCCGGUCCAUCUUCAUCGCCUCCAUUAUCUUGUUCUUGUUCUUCCUUCUUCCGAUUUCGAGAAAAUCUCUCCCAGUUUCUCUCCUCAGACCAUCUUUGCCCGAAUCUCGCCUUCAAUCCAAUUAGAUUUUAGAUUAAUAAAGAAGAAAACAACAAAACCCAAAUUCUUUCUUUUGGGAUUGGACGAAGAUAUGGAUCAUAAUUGUCAUAACGGAUUCAGUUUCUUUACAAUUUUGUUAUUCAUUGGAUUUUUAUCCACCCGGGUUUAUUCGAUCCAGUUCGAUCUUCAAUCAGGUCACACCAAAUGUAUAGCUGAAGAUAUUAAGUCAAACGCCAUGACCGUCGGCAAAUAUCACAUUGUUAACCCUACCGAAGGCUCCCCUUUACCCGAUUCUCAUAAAGUCACUGUCAGGGUCACAUCGUCUUAUGGGAAUAACUAUCAUUAUUCCGACCAUGUACAGUCCGGGCAGUUUGCGUUUCAGACUGCAGAGGCCGGAGAUUACAUGGCUUGCUUUUUUGCAGCGGAUCACAACCCUGCCGUUACUCUCACAGUUGAUUUUGAUUGGAAGUCUGGUGUUGCAGCAAAGGACUGGUCCAAUGUUGCCAAGAAGGGCUCGGUGGAAGUAAGAUUAAAACCUAUGUUUACUUAAUUUGAACAGAUUAUUUCUGUGAUAGAUGUACAUAUGCACUGGCAGCGUUAGCUAUUUUCUCUCUAAAAUUAAAUUGUUAUGAAAGUUGAUUGAAGAACCUAGGAACACUCUUCGGUUGGCAUACUUCUGGACACUGUUUUCAGGCCGUUGUAUAUGCUGUUAGUGAUUAAUGUCAAAUGCAAGUGAUUACAAAAGUUGUGAGCAUUUAUUGGGG
Messenger RNA from Oldenlandia corymbosa var. corymbosa, 972 nucleotides. The record is from the annotation of a GenBank genome assembly. NCBI's taxonomy places the organism in Eukaryota, Viridiplantae, Streptophyta, Magnoliopsida, Gentianales, Rubiaceae.